Messenger RNA from Aspergillus aculeatinus CBS 121060, 1461 nucleotides. RefSeq names its product phospholipase, PLC-D. The coding region runs from base 1 to 1401 and encodes 466 amino acids. Gene Ontology annotation, biological process: phospholipid catabolic process. The record is from RefSeq and is a predicted model, not a curated record. Lineage: Eukaryota; Fungi; Ascomycota; Eurotiomycetes; Eurotiales; Aspergillaceae. Gene Ontology annotation, molecular function: hydrolase activity, acting on ester bonds. The transcript is spliced from 7 exons.
AUGAAGUUGAGCGUAGCUACGAUCUCAGCUUUGGCUACUCUGGCCACCGCGGUUCCCCACAGGCGGAACAGUGCACAGUGGGAUCAAGUUCGCUCCAAUAUCAAACAUGUUAUCUACCUGAUGUUGGAGAACCACUCCUUCGACAACAUUGCGGGCUACUGGGACUUUCACCCGGACAUUGACAACUUGCGCAACAUCGACUACUGCAACGAGUACACGAACCCCAACUGGACGGUCUGGGGUGAACCUCUGAACGUCUGCGCGGCCCCAUUUGAGACCGAGGUACCCCUGACUGACCCGGACCACAAUUUCGCGGGUGUCACCUACGAGAUCUUCCGCAAGUGGAACGUCACCAAGGAUGAUGUUCCCAACAUGGGUGGAUUCAUUGAGCGUCAGUCGGAGAAGUACAGUGCUACGCCCGGUGAAUCCAGCUUCGUCAUCAAGGCGUACGACCAGAAGAAAACGGCGACUCUGGCGGAAGUUGCCCAGAACUUCGCCUUCUGGGAUAGCUAUCACGCGGAGCACCCUGGCCCUACCAACCCCAACCGUCAGUUUGCUACUUCGGGCUCCACCUGUGGUAUGGUGGAUAACACUUACCAAUCUGCUGGAUGGUAUGCCAACUACACGGGUACCACGUGUGCCACCUCAAUCUUCGAGUCGCUCAGUCAGAAGAAUAUCACUUGGAAGAACUACUACGAGACCGACAUUGUCGAUGCUUUCAUGUACAAGUGGGUGCAAGACAAUGCCAUGGACCGCCUGGUUCACUCCGACCAGUUCUACCGUGACCUUGAGGAGGGCACUCUCCCGCAGUUCUCCUACUACAACCCGGAGUGCUGCACCAUCGACUCCAUGCACCCGACCAGCAACAUGGCCUCGGGCGAGCAGCUGAUCAAGCAUCUGUACGAUGCGGUGCGCAGGUCGAAGUACUGGGACAAUGUUCUGAUUGUCCUCAACUUCGACGAACACGGUGGUUUCGCCGACCACGUCCCCACCCCUGUCAAUAUUCCCCAGCCCGAGGAUGGCAUUACUUUCUCCGGCGUGUCGGACGGCCACAACGUAACCUACGAUUACACUCGAUUGGGUGUUCGUGUCCCCGCGUUCCUCAUCUCCCCAUGGGUCCCCGCCAACCACCUGAUCCACGACCAAGGGACAAGCUACGCUAACAACUCGGCGUACACCCACACCUCGAUCCUGCACUUCCUGCAGGAGCUGUGGAACCUGGACGGGCUCAACAACCGGGUGCAGUGGGCCAAGACCUUCGAGUACCUCUUCACCGACACCAAGCGGGAGGACACCCCGGAGAAGCUGACGACGCCGACCUGGUACGGGGGCAGCAACGAGCCCAAGCCGGACCCGUUCUACAAGUUGAACCAGGAUUACGACUAUUAUGAGAAUAUGUAAAUACGAGCAGAAGGAUGACGGCCAAAAAGACUACACGGCGGGUAUGAAUGGGGUUUAGAG